AUGGGUGUGGACAGCACAAUGGGCGUCGAAAUCUCCAACUACUACUUGUAUGAACCAAGCCAUGCCGCCCCCGCAGUGUUCUCUGCUCUCAUUGGCAUAUCGUUGAUACUACAUCUAUAUCAGAACUUCCGUUAUAAGUUCUGGAGGGUCACCUUUUUUAUGGUAUGGGGUGGCCUUGUCUUCUUAAUUGGAUGGAUAGCCCGAACAGUUUCAAGCUACCACACCGGGAAUCUGAACCUAUAUAUUGUUCAAACGAUAUUCAUCUAUGCGGGACCUCCAAUAUACUCGGCAGCCGCAUACAACAUUGUCGGCCGUCUGAUGAACUAUUUACCUAUGCAUACGCCUCUGAACCCAAAUCGAGUCCUCAUCUUGUUUGUCUACCUGGGUGCUCUCGUUGAAGGUCUUACCGCUGCUGGCGGUGCUAAAAUAUCCGCUGCAAAUGGUAGAUUCGAUGUUAUGGAGUCUGGAGGCACCCUCAUGUCUGUUGCUCUCCUUCUCCAGGCGGUUGUCGAAACGAUAUUAGUAUCUAUGGUUGGUUUGAUCCACUACCGCUGUGCCAACGGCGGAGCCCCCGUUCCACCAAAUGUACGCCGGCUCUGUAUUACCCUAUACGGCACAUCGACAUUAGUGAUUGUCCGUUGCAUUUGUCGUGCUGUUGAGUCGUUUACCUUGUACAAAGCUAUUGCCAAGUGUGAAGGAGGCAGCUGCAGUUCCGCUAUUAGAAACGACUUCGUUCUUACCCACGAGUGGUAUAUCUUUGUUUUUGAAGCAGUGCCCAUGGUCCUGUUUACCUUCUGGCUCAAUUUAUUGCACCCUGCCCAAUGCCUUCCGCGGGUAAAGACUCGGUACUUGGACCUCGAUGGGAAAACAGAACGCAUGGGUCCCGGUUGGAUUGAUAGGCGAUCUCAGUGGAAGACCUUUGCAGAUCCCCUUGAUUUAUCCGGAGUAUUGAAAGGAAAGCCCAAUAAUGAAACAUUUUGGGUGCAACCUGAGAAAUGGCCCUUGGCAGAGGAUGGCAGUUUUGCAGCUGGAACAGCAACUAAUGUAGGUGGCCGCCGGGCGAGACUGCCGUCAAAAUCUACUCCCGAUACCUUGUCGGAAUCCGUCUAG
Molecule: messenger RNA, 1110 nt
Organism: Talaromyces proteolyticus
Lineage: Eukaryota; Fungi; Ascomycota; Eurotiomycetes; Eurotiales; Trichocomaceae
Product: putative RTA1 domain protein
Exons: 2
Coding region: 1-1110 (369 amino acids)
Cellular component (GO): membrane
Source: RefSeq, a predicted model, not a curated record